Messenger RNA from Solanum stenotomum, 2092 nucleotides. RefSeq names its product pentatricopeptide repeat-containing protein At1g08070, chloroplastic-like. The record is from RefSeq and is a predicted model, not a curated record. Bases 269 to 2092 code for a protein of 607 amino acids. Gene Ontology annotation, biological process: RNA modification. Lineage: Eukaryota; Viridiplantae; Streptophyta; Magnoliopsida; Solanales; Solanaceae. The transcript has a single exon. Gene Ontology annotation, molecular function: protein binding; RNA binding.
CUCAGAAGACAUUAAAAGAGGAUAUUAGCGGAUUUGGAAAAUGGUUAUUUGUGGAUAAGACAAUUUUGGUUGGACCAAAGUAUUUAUGCCCAAUCAGCACGCUCUUCCAUUGAUCAUGUAAAAAUCUGUUCGAUAAUUCUUCCCGCCAAAGUCCGUCGUGAUUCAUCUAAGUCCCAAAUUACAGCGAACAGUUUCGAUUUAUGGAGCUCAACAUCCAUAUUAUUUAUUCUAUGUGUUUCUGAAUAAGAAAUCAAAUGUUCUAACGACCAUGGCCUUAGCUUUUGGUUGCACUGUAAAUUCUCAAGACCCUUCUGUCUUUCACAAAAUCCAGACCAGUAACUCAACCAAACAAUUCAAUUUCAAUACUUUAAUUACCAAAACUAGUUCCCUACAGCACACCCAACAGUCCCUUUACGCCAAAGUCAUAUCUUUAUGUUCUUCUUCAAUACCCUCUAAGGAUAUGAGCUAUAUCCACUCUCUUUUCACUCAAAUACAUGACCCAGAUAUCGAUGUUUAUAAUUCUUUAAUGAAAUGUGUUUUAAGUUCUAAAUGUAAGGAAAAUGCUUUACUUGCUUUGUUAAUGUAUGUUGAAAUGAUGUGUAAAGGGUUAGAUUUGGAUAAAUACACGUACCCUCUUGUUAUAAAGGCGUGUGUAGAGUUACGUGAGCUGAGAUAUGGCAGAUUGGUUCAUGCCCAUGUGAUAAAAAAUGGGUUUGUGUUGGAUUUGUAUGUAGUGAACAAUUUGAUGCGUUUGUAUGGUGUUUGUGGGUGUGUUGGGAGUGUAAGGAAGGUGUUUGAUAGAAGUUCUGUGAGAAACUUGGUAUCUUGGACUAUUUUGAUUCAGGGGUAUGUGGACAAUGGUUAUUGGAAGGAAGGAGUGGAUUUGUUUUUUGAGAUGGUAGACGACGGGUUAAGGGCUGACGAGAGGAUGAUGGUUGUUGUGAUAUCUGCUUGUGCAAAAUUAGGGGAUUUGAGAUUGGGACAGAAGUUGCACAAGUAUGUGCAGAGUCGUAAGUUGAGUUUCGAUGUGUUUCUUGGGAAUGCAUUGGUCGAUAUGUACUUAAAAUGUGGUGAACGCGAUGUUGCUCUUAAUGUUUUCAGAGAGAUGCCGAUGAGAAAUGUGAUCUCUUGGAAUACAGUAAUAUCUGGAUUGGCUCAAAGAAAGGAGUUUAAACAGGCCUUGAGUGUGUUUAAUGAAAUGCAGGAUCAAGGAGUAAAGCCUGAUGAGAAUACUUUAGUUGGUGUUCUAAACUGUUGUAGCAAUUUAGGGGCGCUAGAAGUUGGGAAAUGGGUGCACACAUAUAUAGAUAGAAAUCGGAUACAAGUAGCUGGGUUUGUGGGCAAUGCUCUUGUAGAUAUGUAUGCAAAGUGUGGAAGCAUGGACGAUGCCCUUAGAGUUUUUGGAAGUAUGACUAAAGAUGUUUAUUCAUACACAUCCGUUAUAGUUGGUUCGGCCACACAUGGAAAGGCACGGAUGGCACUUAAGUUUUUCUAUGAGAUGCUUGAUAUUGGUAUACAACCAAAUGAGGUCACAUUUGUAGGUGUUCUCACAGCUUGCAGUCAUGGAGGACUGGUGGAAGAGGGUCACAAGUUCUUUACAGAUAUGUGGAGAGUGCACAAGUUAAAACCUCGAAUAGAGCAUUAUGGCUGUAUGGUUGAUCUGUUGGGUCGUGCAGGUUUGAUAGAUGAAGCAAUGGAGUUUGUGAAACACAUGUCAAUUGAACCUGAUGCUUCUAUUUGGGGAUCGAUAUUAGCAGCUUGUAGGAUCCAAGGAAAAGUUGAUCUCGCUGAGCAUGUGACUGAGAUACUUGUCAAUAUGGAGUCUGAAAAAGAUGGUACAUACAUACUGAUGUCAAACACAUAUGCUUCAGUCAGUAAAUGGAAAGAUACUUUAGAAGUAAGAAAAUCAAUGAAGAGACAGAAAAUAAAGAAAGUCCCUGGAUGUAGCUCCAUUGAACUUGAUGGUGUUGUUUCCGAAUUUAGGAGAUGCGACAAAGCCCAUCCACGAAGUAAAGACAUAUAUGUGAUGGUUGAGCAAUUGACAUUUCAUCUAAUUGGUACAGAGGACGGAAGUGAGUCUUGCAUAGUUUGA